Messenger RNA from Macaca mulatta (Rhesus monkey), 1377 nucleotides. Lineage: Eukaryota; Metazoa; Chordata; Mammalia; Primates; Cercopithecidae. The record is from RefSeq and is a predicted model, not a curated record.
CGGGCCCGCGGUUGGCCCACCCUGCGGGCCGCGCGAUGACAAAGCACAAAGGGACUGCGUGCGACCACCAUCUGCUCGGCUUGCGCCAGGGUCAGCGGGCUUUAGGAGGGGGACGCGCCUGGCCCGGGCUCCGGACUACGGGCGAGACAACAGGGGCUCCUGACCUUUUUUGGCAUAUAUGUCACCAGUGCUAUCUAGAACGUAGAUGGACACUGAGGCUUAUCUCCUGAGAACGAAUGGCGUUUACCCAGACUCAAGGGGAGGAGUGGAGGGGCCCGCAGUCCAGGCGUCCGCGGAGUGGAGCCUUUCGAGAGUCACCGCAGCAACCCCCCUCCCAUAUUUUGGGAAGGCUGGGCGCUGGGCCCAUUAGCCAAGGUUGGACUGGUGUUUCCUGCGAAGUGAGGGACAGGUGAGGGGCGUGCCCUCUGCAGCAAAGGUGCAGCCCAUCAGGGACCCAGAGCGCCUGGGAGGAUGGUGCGGAUCUUGGCCAAUGGGGAAAUCGUGCAGGAUGACGACCCCCGAGUGAGGACCACUACCCAGCCACCAAGAGGUAGCACUCCUCGACAGAGCUUCCUCAACAGGGGCCAUGGUGCUCCCCCAGGAGGUCCUGGCCCCCGCCAGCAGCAGGCAGGUGCCAGGCUGGGUGCUGCUCAGUCCCCCUUCAAUGACCUCAACCGGCAGCUGGUGAACAUGGGCUUUCCGCAGUGGCAUCUCGGCAACCAUGCUGUGGAGCCGGUGACCUCCAUCCUGCUCCUCUUCCUGCUCAUGAUGCUUGGUGUUCGUGGCCUCCUCCUGGUGGGCCUUGUCUACCUGGUGUCCCACCUGAGUCAGCGGUGACCUCUGGGGGCUGAUGCGGGUGGGCCUGUUGAGAGGGACUUGCUGGGCCUUGGUGUGAGAGCAGGCAUAUUGGGAGGGGAUCUGGUGGUGCCUCGAAAGUGUGAUCAGAGAGGGGACCACAGGUGUGUGUAACCCCUUGUGGUAAGCAUGAGGCAGAGGGAGACGUUAGUCCAGCAUUUCCAAAGUGUGGGUAGAUCCCUUGGCUCCCCUGACAUAUUCUGAGGUGGAAUGGGGCUUGCAUUAAGUAGCACAAAAUCAGAGCAAGAACGUGAUGCCCUUCCCAGUUGUCUCAAUCCCUUUAUGCCGAGAAGAUCUCAGCUGGAUGCCAACAUGUUCCGAUGCCUGUGGAAGACUUGCCGACGUCUCCUCUGCCUAGGGAGCAGGACUUAGGCUUAGGGCAGGUGGGGAAAAUUCCAGACUUUUAUAGCACUGUUUUUGUUUUAAUGGUAUAUUUUUAUUGGCUACCUAUUGUUUAGGACAGGUGGUACUGGCAUUCUAUUUAUUGUGACAUUUUCAAUAAAUAGAUUUAAGUAAAAAUGA